GAGUGUGAGCUGAUAAAUAAGGAACAGAAUCAGACUAAUAAAGAUGAAGUUGCAUCAAACAAUUCCACUUCAAAGAAUGAAGAAAUAUCGGAAUCAACUACUAUCUCUAAAAGUCUUCCAAGCUCUUGUGUAAACAUGACGGCUGGUAUUCAAGAGAUACAAAUUGGAAAUGCAAAACCUUUCAAGGCGAUGUGCGAUGGAGAUGGUUGGAUGAUUAUUCAGCGACGAAUUAAUGGAACUGAAGACUUUAAUAGGACCUGGCAGGAAUACGAGGAUGGAUUUGGAGACUUAAAUGAGGAGUUUUGGUUUGGAUUGGAAAAGAUUCAUCUCGCUACGAGUUUUACACGCCAGAGGUUAAACAUGUCUGUAAGAGUUGGGUGGGGAACGAAGCCAUUUGCCAUUCACUUUGAUGACUUUAGGAUUGGAAAUUCGGAAUCCUUCUAUAAAUUGGAAUCAACCGGAAAUUGUACGGAACACAAUUGCCAGGCAGAUCGUACUGUGUUCAUAAAGAAUGUGAACAAUGCAUUUUCAACAUACGAUGCAAAUCAUAAUGGAAAUCCCGAACUAAAUUGCGCUAGUUAUGGAUUAAGUGGCUGGUGGUUUAGUUUCGACUGCUUGGAUAUUAACAUGAAUGAACCAACUAAUGGUUAUUGGAGCUCAGUCGUGAAAUUACGGCCAUACUCUGAUUGAUGUUUCCAUUUGUCGA
Messenger RNA from Drosophila nasuta, 706 nucleotides. RefSeq names its product angiopoietin-related protein 4-like. NCBI's taxonomy places the organism in Eukaryota, Metazoa, Arthropoda, Insecta, Diptera, Drosophilidae. The record is from RefSeq and is a predicted model, not a curated record. The transcript is spliced from 2 exons. The coding region runs from base 136 to 690 and encodes 184 amino acids.